AUGAUCCGGGGCCACGGGCGGGGCCCGGCGCCGAGAGCGUCGGUGGAGUGCUUUGCUCGGAUGGUGGCGCGCGGGGACGCCGUGCCCGAUGGGUACACGUACUCCCAUCUCCUGACCGCGUGCGUGCGGUCGGGCUUGUUCGGCGAAGGGCUGCAGGUGCACGGGCGGGUUGUGAGGGAUGGGUAUGCUGCCAAUCCGUUCCUGGGGGCGAAUUUGGUGAAUUUGUACGCGAUGGGUGGAGGGGAGCGCGGGAUGGAGGAUGCGCGCAGGGUGUUCGACGAUAUGGGCGAGAGGAAUCUCGUGUGUUGGAAUUCGUUGCUUGCCGGGUAUGUUAGGCGCGGAGACAUGGGCGGUGCGCGGAGGAUGUUUGAUGAGAUGCGGGAGACGAAUGUCGUGUCUUGGACAAUAAUGGUUGCCGGGUAUGCUCGGAACGGAAUGUGUAGACAAGCAUUGAGCGUGUUUAAUGAGAUGCGGAGACUUCGGGUGGAGUUGGACCAGGUGGCUCUGGUGGCUGCGCUGUCGGCUUGUUCAGAGUUGGGAAAUUUGAAACUUGGGCGGUGGAUCCAUUCGUAUGUCAUAGAGAAAGUAUGUGCAAGAAAUCAGCAAUUGUCGGUCACUCUGAACAAUGCCAUUAUCCACAUGUACGCUAGCUGUGGUUCGAUUGAUGAAGCCUACGAGGUGUUCAGGAAUAUGCUGCGGAGAAGCACAGCUUCUUGGACGACCAUAAUCAUCGGAUUUGCGAAGCAGGGGCUUGCGGAUGAAGCUCUUGCGACAUUCCAUAUGAUGCUUAGCAUUGGAGAGCCCAAAGCACAGCCCGACGAGCUAACUUAUAUCGGGGUUCUUAGUGCGUGCAGCCAUGCCGGGUAUGUUGACGAGGGCCGCCGUGUUUUUAAAAGCAUGAGUGCAAGUCAAAGAAUUAUACCGAGAAUCGAGCAUUAUGGCUGUAUGGUUGACCUCUUGAGUCGUGCUGGAUAUUUGGAGGAAGCGUGUUGGCUCAUAGAAAGCAUGCCCAUGGAACCGAAUGAAGCUGUGUGGGGUGCCCUGCUCGGUGGUUGUAGGAUUCAUAAAAAUCCUGAGAUCGCUUCUCUUGUGGCGCAGAGACUAGCGGUUGAGCUCGACCCUGACCGUGCUGCAGGCUAUUUUUUGCUUUUGUUGGAAACAUAUAGGACAUCCAACAGAUGGACAGAUGUGAACGAUAUUAGGCAGAAAAUGAUUGACAUAGGUGCAAAGAAGCCAGCACCUGGCCGAAGUUGGGUUGAGGUCAAUGGAGCCAUUCAUGAUUUUGUGGCCGGUGAUAGGAGCCACAAACGCACGUUUUUUAUACACGAGAUGCUUAGAAAGGUGAAAGUUCAAGCUGAGUUGGGAGGAGACCAGCCAGAUGCAUUGGAUGAGGAAUUGUGUGCUGCAUCCUAG
Eucalyptus grandis is the source of this 1413-nucleotide messenger RNA. RefSeq names its product pentatricopeptide repeat-containing protein At5g56310. The coding region runs from base 1 to 1413 and encodes 470 amino acids. The transcript has a single exon. Lineage: Eukaryota; Viridiplantae; Streptophyta; Magnoliopsida; Myrtales; Myrtaceae. Gene Ontology annotation, biological process: RNA modification. Gene Ontology annotation, molecular function: RNA binding; protein binding. The record is from RefSeq and is a predicted model, not a curated record.